AUGUCCUGUGCUAACGUGGACACCGCUCUCAAGAAGACGUCGAAGAAGACGAGCAGUCUCUCUACAGAAGUCGGAAACAACCGUAACAUGCUUCUAUGUACGACGUACGCGCUCAACAAUUCGGACACUAAGAAGAUGCAGGUUGGAUUGCGCACCACGUACGACAUGGGUCCAUUUGAGCCAACGAUCAGGAUCAUGGGGAACACGUCUUCAGGAAUUCUCCUUGAUUUGAAUACGUGGGAGAAGUUUAAAAACGUUAUACCCUCUGCAAAUUCUUAUUUGUGUGGGGAAAAUAAGAAUACACCAACCCCUAUCAUCAUCAACAAUAUCAGCAUCAACUUUACCUCAGCGUACAGUGCACGAGCUGUAAUACUGAGUCAGCGAGGGAAAAUGCUGGACGAGAGCGGACCUGCGAAGAAGACAUCGGAGGAGUCUACGCAUCUGAAGCAACCGCCGCUGAAGAAGCGUAAGCUGUAUACGGAGAAUAUUAUAAUGCAGAAGACAUCUUUCGAUGGUCUGCAAACUGUCACAAAAUGUAUCGACACCCGAUACGAGCAGUUACAAGCGGUUACCGCUCUUGUCUUGAAGAAUAUUUCAUAUGAUAAAAAUCAAAAUUUCAGGAAGAACUUGCGGCAGUUUCUAAUGUCUCUACGAGGGGAAGAUAGUUUAUUUUGCAUGCAUGCCAAUGGUAAAAUUGACAUGCGUGGCACAUACUGUGCUCUAGUUUCUGCAAAAUUAACAAAUGUGUACACUCCAGACAUAUUUAGAGGCACAGAAGAGUGGAUAGCCAAGUGUCAGACAUGGGAGGGUGGGUUUGGAGGUUGUCCAGGGAUGGAGGCUCAUGGUGGAUAUGCGUACUGUGGCUUAGCAGCAUUCGUGCUUCUUGGGAAAACAUAUAUGUGUCGUUUACUAGCACUCUUAAAAUGGAUAGUAAAUAAGCAAAUGCGUCUAGAGGGUGGUUUUCAAGGACAUAUCAAUAAACUGGUGGAUGGUUGUUACUCAUUCUGGCAAGGUGGAGCAUUCCUAUUGAUUCAUGCUAUCUUGUCGAAAGAAAAAGAAGAGUAUAAUUCCAAUUACUGGUUGUUCAAUCAAGCCUUACAAGAGUACAUAUUAGUUUGUUGUCAGCAUCCACUAGGUGGUCUUCUGGAUAAACCGGGAAAAAACCGAGACCUAUAUCAUACAUGUUACGCUCUAAGUGGAUUAUCAGUUGCAUAAAAUUCACCACGUUCAUCGAUCG
This is a messenger RNA of Harpegnathos saltator (Jerdon's jumping ant), 1237 nucleotides long. Its product is annotated as protein farnesyltransferase subunit beta-like. Gene Ontology annotation, cellular component: protein farnesyltransferase complex. Gene Ontology annotation, biological process: protein farnesylation. NCBI's taxonomy places the organism in Eukaryota, Metazoa, Arthropoda, Insecta, Hymenoptera, Formicidae. The transcript is spliced from 4 exons. The record is from RefSeq and is a predicted model, not a curated record. Gene Ontology annotation, molecular function: protein farnesyltransferase activity. Bases 1 to 1215 code for a protein of 404 amino acids.